Molecule: messenger RNA, 304 nt
Organism: Racocetra persica
Lineage: Eukaryota; Fungi; Glomeromycota; Glomeromycetes; Diversisporales; Gigasporaceae
Source: the annotation of a GenBank genome assembly
GCAGAAAAACAAGUUACCUCCGGUAACCUUGCACGAGCUUUGCAAAGGAUGCCCAAUAUUAUGAAUGUGGACGUUGCGCAGCAGCUGGCAGAAAUUAAUACGACACUACAAAACAUAAAUAGCACCAUUACAACCAUGCAGAACAACAUGACAACCAUGCAGAACGAUAUUACAACCAUUCAGAACAACAUGACAACCAUGCAGACGAUAAGAAAACGUGUAAAUCUGGAAAUCGUUCCUGAUUUCAAUGGCAAUGUCCCACCAAAUUAUCCUCGAUCAAUUGAUGCAAUUCGCGCGCUAUCAG